CCGCCGUCAACUGAAGCUCUCUUCGUGAUCACUUUUUUUUUGACCACGAGGCUUUGUCGGGAUUUCCUCCCCCACUGCAUAUUUUCUCCAAUUCUUGUGGUGUCUAUAAUGAUAUAAUUGUCCCGUCAAUGGCUCCUGUCCCGGAAGCCUAUUUUCCGUCCCUGGACAAGUGCUUCUCCGGGGACGUCCAGCUUCUGUCCUGGAGGAGAGCCUUCCUUUAUACGUGCAACCCCGAAGAUGACGUUGACGACGCGGGCAGUCUCCAUGCCUUUUUAUCGCAUCCAGAGAGCGUCAGUUUAUUAUCGAACUGCUUAAAUCCCUUCUCCGCCCCAUCGACGAAAACAAAGACGGAUUUCGAAUCGAAAACCGCCGCAAUCCACGCAGAGACUACUACCCAAGCUUCGUAUGAUUUGAAAGAAGUCAAGGCCGAUGCCUUGUGGCUGAGUCAAAAAGCUGGCAUCGACGAAAUCACGGCCCUACGAAUCGCGGUUUUAGAAUGGCAGAGUCGCCCAUCUGCGCGUCUUCUGGCCCGGUUCUCUGAUGAGGAGACCACCAGUGUCCAAAGUGCCACCGGCGCUGAUAAUUUUCGUGUGUCGCUAGCCGGCCCGAAUCUUACUGAAAUCCUCAGGCAGAAACCAGGUCGCGAGGACAACUCUAGCUUUGCUUCCGAAGAAAGCAGGCGUUUUCGACUGCGCAAUUUAUACCUUUCGGAAAGAAGCCAUGUUGUAAAAACAUCCCGCAAGCUUUUUGCUCUGUCUUUGCACGACAGUACCCAGGAUGAACCUCCGGUUUCCGAGAAAGAUGGAAGCGAUAGGAGACGUUCGCUGUGUAAGCUAGGAGAAGCCAUUUACAAAGACGAGUCAAGCGGGGAUUAUUGGCGCCAGUUUCUUCAAAAAUGCAUUGACGCUGUGCGCGAUCGGUUAUCUGCAUUGGAAGGAGAUGGUGGUUGGUUAGGGGCAGCCGAGUGCAGCGAGGAGCUGGAAGAUGUGUGGAGGACAAUUAUUACGGAGGAAAUAGUGCAUAUCCUGCAAAUCUUGUUCCUCGAGCUUCAAGCAUCUACAGAAAUCCCUACCGCGGAUCUUUUACUAUCAUGGCUUCGCCUCAUGGCCAACUAUAGCUUCCUGGAAUCCCUCCAAGUCCCAUGCCAAAACCCUAUGGAAGUAAUGCUACCUCUUCAGGCCCUUGUAUCUCUAACAACCCUCACCUUCUUGAAAUUGCCGCUUUCUAUACCUUUCAUUAUCAACAAAACCCCAUCAGAGCAAGAUACAUCUACUAAAACGCACUACUUCCUCUCGAAAAAUGACAUUUCCCAGCUCAAUGAUUUAUUCAUGACUGCCUGUGUGGACUUUAAAACUGCGCAUCCAGCAGCGUUUUCAUGGGGAUUAGUUCUGCACACCAUGAGAGAGCUAGCACUCAAUGAUAAAGAGACACGGGAGCUCGAACAAUUUCACAGUGCAGUCGAUUCGUUUCAGUCGAAUACCCCCCAUGCAAGCCCAGGCGGAGGCUCGGAACUUUCGUUAUAUGAAGAGUUGCUUGAAUGCGCUCGGACUCCCAGAUAUACCGCUGAUGAAACAAUCGCUCUCCUCACUUCGGACGCAAUGAAAGAGACGGUAUUCGAAACCGUCAUCGCGCUGGCUACCAAAGUUGGAGCGACAUCAGCAAUUGAUGAUCUCCUGACAAGCCAAUGGGUUCGCGUCGCACUCUUGGAUCUUGUUCGAGUAGCGAUUGUGUACCUGGACUAUUCCCCCGAGAUCGUGGAAUCAGUCCUAGCGAUUCUUACCGGACCACCCCCAGAAUCCGCAUGGUGCCCGGAUACCAUUUCAGCUUCCACUAAUGAUCCUAAAUGUAUCUUUAUGAAGGAUGCUCUUUUGAUGGACAAUAUAUUUCGCAUAGCACGCUCCCGGUUUCCAUACGAAACUGUUCCUUUCUUGAAACUCUGCCGGGCUCUCGUCAACAAAGAUCUAGUGAACUCGGAUGGCCUACCUGAAAUCCUCGGAGAACUCGAGAAUAUGAACACUUUCACUCAAAUUGUGCCGCCAGAGUUUCAAGGUUAUGAAACAGUCCGAGAAGACGAGAAUGCAAAUUUCGUCUCCCUCAUUCAAUCACUUCCAAUGUUCGAUUCUGCCCCCAGAAGACAAAUAGCCGAUCAUCCUGAAAGCAAUGCUUUGGUUGUCACUGGCUCUUCACAACUUCCACCUUCAACCAUUGGUCAAGUGGUAUCCGAGUCGAGGCCUGCAGUGGUGAUGUGGCACCACCAGUACUCUUUUCUGAGCUACCUUGGAAGUCUGCUUGAGGAAUGGAAUGAGGUUGGCGGAUACUCCUCGGGAUGGAAUGAUGAUUCUAUCGCGGAUAUCAUAGGGCUGCUAGCAGAUCUUCUGAUCGCUGCCAAAGAUGCACAAACAGAGGAUGACGCUAAUCUGGGCGCCAAGAAGAUUUUGGAGAUGGCGAGUGAUGGCCUAUCUCGCCAGAGUGACAUUGUCUCACUGAUAUUUGAGAUCUUUGAACGCAAUUUGCAGGGCAUUGGCCCUAGAGCUGGAUCAGAAAAAUUGUUAGAGUCUACAAUUGCUAGCUUGCGCUUUAUUCGCGGACUCGUGGCAAUUCUGCCUGGCAGAGUGUGGCCUUUACUCGCUCGAAGCAGCUUGCUUGGAUCUGACGGGAAAGGAGGCACGAUGACUGCGGUUGUUUCUUCAAUGGAAGUAACAUCGGGCGACUAUCCCUUCCUCCUCAGCUGCGUGGGCUUGUUUGAAACUGUUGUCAACGAUGCAGCCUCCCGUGCAUUGCUGAGGAAAAGUCCAAACAGCGUUGCAGGUCGAUCAGCAACAACCUCCGACUGGAGUGCUGGUCUUCCUUCCCACAUUAUGAGGAAUAUUCUUCUUAACUUCGUCCGUACAAUGGUUGAGAUUUACAAUAGCAACAUCAACUGGCGAUUCAACGCACCGGAACAGAGACUGAAGAUAAACACCGCCCUUGCUAAUACAUUUGAAAGAGUACUGUAUUACACGUAUGGUACAGAUGGCAUGACAAAAUUGGAAGCAAAGGUUACUGGUGUCUUUUCUGCAUCUGCAGCAUACCUUAUGGACGUGUUGCGGCCACAAUCAGUUGCCGAUCUGCCUUUCAAUCCGAUCCUCCGACUGAUUGUCGAUGGCCUUCAAACCCCACCCACUCUAUACCUUCGCUACAUGAUGCUCGUGGAGAACCAAGUGCAAUCGACUCUUGAGCUGUCAGUCAAAUUAAUACAAGCCGCCCAUCUUCGAGAAUACCCAGCCUCAGUGCUAGAAGAUCAACUAUUCAAGGCAACUCCAGUCCUUGUUAAAUUAUAUGCACUACAUGAUAGUUACCGACUAACAGUCAUUUCGCUGCUCAAUGUCCUCAUAUCAAGUGCUGCUUCGGAUCCUGUGAACGAGCCACCGUCUUUGGUUGGUCACUUGGGAGCAGACUCGUCUUGUCUCUUCCUCGAUGUAUUGUCGCAAUUUGACAAGCCACUAAGUGACCAACCACUUUUGCUUGCUGUGUGGCGAUUACUGUCAACAUUUGUCAGUAAACGUCAGCAAUGGCUUUCGGUCUAUCUUCUCACAGGAUCGUCUCCUCGAGAGUCAUUGAAGAAGCCUGAUGCUCAAAAGGCGCCGGCUAUGAGAGGUGCACCGUUCUUGCAGAUCGCACUUGAUAAACUCUCGAAUAUCGAACAGAUCGAUCUCCAAGAAGCUCUUUUAUUGCUCGAGUUCGUCUCUCAUGCCCAGGAGAAUUGGCCGUGGGCCACUCCCGAAUUGAGGAAACAUCCCCAUUUCUUUAACGGUCUCGUGAGUUAUGUCUCAAAAUUGAAGAUAGCCAGCUUGUCAGUUGUGAACCAAAUCUUCACCACAAGAAUAGCAGCGGUUGUUGCAGACAUCUGUGCGGUCUACUUGCAUUCCGCAAAAGAAAUGCAGGAUCGAACUUUUCUCAAGACACUCAUCCCACUUGUAUCUUGGUUCGCGAAAGAUGCCGUUGAAGUCUCGGGUUACAAUGCCUCGCUACACGCUAACUUGAAGAGAAACUUUGAGAGGAGAUACAACGGGUGCAAGCUCCUCGACUUCAAAAGAACGUCUUUAGAGACUCGCUCUCUGGGCUCUGAGUACUAUUACGAUAUUAAUUUGGGCAGAAAACUCCUUUCGUAUGAUUUUGCCUGGGCCGGAACGCGAAACCAAGGGUUUGCUCAAGAGUUUGAACGAGCAAAUCUUAACCUGUCUCUUGUUGAGGCACAAGUGAGUCUUCUUCAUAGCUGGAAAUUCUUCGCUAUUGAGCAUUGCGUGGACUUCAUGACCGACCGUGAAGUCCAAAAGUCCAUGGCGCUGGUUGUACGCAACUGCCUUGUCGCCAACACCAGAGAUGUCCCACAAGAGCCAAUCUUCGAGAGGAUCCAGCAGACUCGAGUGGAAUUUGCUCAGGCUCUGCUUCAACGACUUGUCGAGGUAGGGGCAAAAGGCGCGGAAGUUUUUGGUCUCCUUGCUGUGGUUUGGGAAGCAAUGCGCACUCGCCGUGCGACGUAUGAAGAUGCGCUGGUGAACGACGACACGGAAUACUAUCGGUCUCUACUCAAUGUGCUAUUCCUCGCUCUUCAGUUCCAUGUCGACGGUCCAUCUCGAACCGCGCCCGAGACUCUGACCAAGAAAGCAGAGAUCUCGUCUGACUUGACGCUCGUCGUUGAAAUCGUGAAGACAGUCGUGGCACAGGGUUUCAAAUCUCUGACGACUUACCUACAUGACCAGCCGCAAAAGUGCACACCAAAAGACUUUGCCAUCCUAACUGCAAUCCUGCAGACUUCACUGCAAGUUAAGAACGCAGAUCGGUUGUAUGAGCAUAUCGUAUUCCAUAUUGAGGAUAACGACACAGCUCGACAUGCUACAUCGUUGUUUUCAUGGGCCGAUCAACUGGCAGUGGCGGGUGAUCCAAUUUAUGGAGAUCUCAGUAUUGCGUUCCUAGUCAAGUUGUCGACCCUGCCGAUGCUGACAGAACAUCUGGCCGUCGAGGGGGUGCUGAUGAGGCUUUCGACAUGCCGUUUAACAAACAUCCUCCGCCAGCCAAAAGGAUUUGGUCCAUUCGACCCAGUGCCCAGACUAUAUACCAUCUGGACGGGCGGUAUUUUACCACUGUGCUUGAAUAUGCUCUAUAACGUUAUUCGAACCGCACCAGAAGUAGCAGCCUUCCUCAACCAGUUUGAGGGUCAGCUUACCCGGGCGGCCGAGGCGUUUGCUGCCGGUCGUACAACAGUCACAUCCACGCCUGCGGUCCGAAGGAUCUCCCUCAGCAUGGCGUCUGAAGCUUACUCGCUUUCCUUGAUUUGCUUCAUCCUCGACCGAUUCCGAGAAGCCGGAGCCAGCGUUGGGGUGGAUGCCCAGUCAAUCCAGGAGAUCAAGUGGGACAAGGUGCAAGUGAAGGAAGAUAUUGAAGAGCUCCUAGGGCGAAAACAGAGUCUUCGGACACGCAUUGUGGCGACAAGCGACAAGGAAGUGGAGAUGCUGAGACAGAAACCGGUCAACAGCGCAUCUGGGGCCGAGAACCGGCUGGAGGAGAAGAUCACGAAUGAACUGAAGGCGACACUGGUUUGUCUUGGGGGCGAGGAGGCGUAAUGAUUUUUUUCCUAUAGCAUUUUAGCCGUCGUUUGGGGUUUUUUGUGAUUCCGUUUCAUACCUUGAGGUAUUCAUCAUUAGCUAUUUCAUUUCAUGCUCUACGAAAUAUGGACGGUGGAGUGUAAAAUAUAUUGGAUAAAUAGCAUUUGCAUCUGUUUCUUUUUAAACAAACCUUCGAUAGUAUGUACUUUUUUUAUUUAGUUGGAUCUAUUGAUUCUAUAUCAGACAGGGGUUUAUUGUCUCGGGAUGCCGGACAGCACACAAGACUGACAUCUCACCAUGCAGUCAAUAGAUCAAAAAGAUGAUGGCAUUGCUGCUCCACACAUACAUCAUCAUCCCUACUUAUAGUAAGGAGACCAUUAUUUUGUCCGAGGUCAUCA
Messenger RNA from Aspergillus wentii DTO 134E9, 5983 nucleotides. Its product is annotated as nucleoporin. The record is from RefSeq and is a predicted model, not a curated record. The transcript has 4 exons. Gene Ontology annotation, cellular component: nuclear pore inner ring. Bases 129 to 5603 code for a protein of 1824 amino acids. Gene Ontology annotation, molecular function: structural constituent of nuclear pore. NCBI's taxonomy places the organism in Eukaryota, Fungi, Ascomycota, Eurotiomycetes, Eurotiales, Aspergillaceae. Gene Ontology annotation, biological process: protein import into nucleus; RNA export from nucleus.